UUUGACCGAUAUACCGACCCAUGACAAAAGGCCCAAAACUUUCGGCCCACCUAAGCCCAACUUAAAAAAAUAGCGCCAAAUAGAUUUAUAUUUGCAAAAUCCAUUCUGUCUCUCUCCAUCAUCUCUCUCUCACACAAAAAAAAUCCAAAAAAGCUCUGCAAAAAGAAAGAAGUUGCUAUGGAUGCUUACGGAAAAAUGAAUGCUGCGAUCGCUAAGGCGGAGAAGGAAGAACAAGAACAGGAUGAGAUUGAUCGGAUGCCGUCGGGAAAGCGAAUGAAAUUAAUGACGAGCAAGAGCAAGCGUGGUGGGAAAGCUUCUUCUAGUGGCCGUUCUACUCAAGGAGCUGCACAAGUGUUGAAGUCUGGAGUUGAUACCGUCGUGAAAAAGGAAGAUGCACAAUGUGUUUCACAGGAUAACCCUUCCAAUUUUUCCAGCGUACUCAUGGAUGACAAGAUUUCUCAAAGUGCUGGGAAAAAGAAAGAAAGUUCUCCUUUAUCGGACCCUGCAUAUAUCAAGGUCGAACCUGUGGGUAACAAUAUGGUUGAAACUACUGUGAAGAAUGAAAUGGGUAAUUUGCCCAAUAGUAGCAUGGUUCGGGUGAAAAGUGGAGUUGGAAUUACCUAUGAGUUUACUGAAGACGAACUGGAUAAUAUGGCGUUAUCAGAGCGAAUGCAGCUGUACUCUAAGAGAAGGGCUCCUUCAUUCAAGAUAGGUAGAGUUGUAGAGUGCUCAAGCGAAAUAGCUUCUUCUGUCUCUGGUUGCGCAACCAUUUCACCUGCGCCAGCUAAACCACUAAAAGUUUGCCCACCACAGAAACAAAGGAAAACUGCCACAGAUUCAGUUCAAGCAGCAAUGGAGGAAGAUGCUCCUGGACUCUUGCAGAUAUUACUUGAAAAAGGCGUAAGCGUUGAUGAGAUGAAGCUUUAUGGGAAAAAUGAGAGUAAUGAGCCUCUUGAUGACUUGUCCUCUGAAGACAACUUCUCAGAGCUUCAAGCUGUUAUAUCUAAGCUUUUUUCCUCCCAACGGCAGUCUUUGUUAAAGCUAGCUCCACUCCAGCGUACAAAAGGUGAAAAAGCCAGCUAUUGUUUAGCUUGUCUGUUUUCCCUCAUUGAGCAGGCACGAUAUCUACAGUUUCGGAAGUGGCCUGUUGAAUGGGGCUGGUGCCGAGAUCUCCAGUCAUUUAUUUUUGUCUUUGAAAGGCAUAACAGGAUUGUGCUGGAGCGUCCUGAAUAUGGCUAUGCUACAUACUUUUUUGAACUGGUGGAUUCCUCCCCCAUUGAUUGGCAAAUCAGGCGAUUGGUAACUGCUAUGAAGCUUACUAGCUGUAGCAGAGUCACCCUAAUCGAGAAUAGAACACUGACGGUAGGAAAGGAGCUUAGUGAAGGAGAAGCAAAGGUAUUAAUGUCAUAUGGUUGGGUACGUAACACCGGUCUGGGAACGAUGCUCAAGUAUUAUGAUAGAGUUAUUCAUGACAGAAAAACGGAGAAAAAUGGCUCGGAGUGGAAGUCGAAAAUUGAGAAGUUGCUCGUAGCUGGAUACAGUGGUGGUUCCAUAGUUGAAAACCCCGUGGACUACAAUGUUGCUCAGAAUUUCCCUGAAAUCAAGUUAGAACUAGAGUAAAACCUAGCUUCAUUUAUCUAAAAUCUUGUAAAUGUCCAUCCUCUGUAAACUAGCAUAAAAUGCUUUCUUGUACAUACUUUUGGCUUUAUCUUUAAGCAGGCUGUCUAAAUUUAGUUUUUAUUUAUAAAAGGAGGCAAUUACAUACUUUUUAAUGAAACAGGAUAAUUUUUGCAGGA
This is a messenger RNA of Solanum dulcamara, 1796 nucleotides long. RefSeq lists its product as uncharacterized. The transcript has 10 exons. The coding region runs from base 178 to 1620 and encodes 480 amino acids. The record is from RefSeq and is a predicted model, not a curated record. Lineage: Eukaryota; Viridiplantae; Streptophyta; Magnoliopsida; Solanales; Solanaceae.